This is a messenger RNA of Plasmopara halstedii, 190 nucleotides long. RefSeq lists its product as uncharacterized. The annotation marks the transcript as partial. The record is from RefSeq and is a predicted model, not a curated record. NCBI's taxonomy places the organism in Eukaryota, Oomycota, Peronosporomycetes, Peronosporales, Peronosporaceae. The transcript has a single exon.
AUGAGUACUCGACGCCGCUACGAAGAUUCGACAGGACGUCUUAAAGCUGUGCACGAGCGCCAAGUUGAGGGUAAGAAGCUGCGCUCGACGUGGAGUCGCAUGGGUCCCGAUGACGAGGGUAAGCACGAGGCCACGUGCUCAGGUGGAACGCAGGACGAGUUUGAGGCAUUGUGGCAGGAGACACCGUUUG